AUGGCCAAGUUCGGCGAGGGCGAUAAGCGUUGGAUCGUCACGGAGCGCCCUGACGGCACCAACGUCCACAACUGGCACUGGGCCGAGACCAACUGUCUCCAAUGGUCAAGAACCUUCUUCCGAACGCUCUUUGCCGACGUCGCCGUCACCCACGGCGACCUCUCCGUCACAGUCAGGAAGGUGGAGAAGCUUGAUGGCGAGGCCUACGUUAACGUGCGGAAGGGGAAGGUGAUUCCCGGGUACGAGAUCGCCGUCACGCUAGCGUGGGAGGGCGAGGCGUGUGGCUCCGACGGGAAGGUCCUGCAGAAGGUUAACGGCGCCGUCGAGAUCCCGUACAUCUCCGACGAGAACGCCGGCGAGGAUCCCGAUGUUAGGGUUACGGUGAAGGACGGUGGAGAGGUUGGGAAGAGGUUGAAGGAGGUGGUGGUGGAGAAGGUGAAACCGGUGAUUUUGGAGAAGGUUAGGGUUUGGGUGGAGAGCAUGGCGAAGGGUGGGCCCGUGAAGGAUGAUCUUGAAGCCAAGAAAGUGGUGUCACAGAAGAACAAUAGCGAUAGAAGCAGUAAUAGUAAUAUUAAUAGUAAUGGUAAUAAUGAGAAUGAGUUGAAGAAAAAUGAGAAGAGUGAAGGGAAGAAGGGUUUUAAGACGAUUAGUUUGACCGAGAGGUUUAAUUGUAGGGCGAAGGAUUUGUUUGAGAUUCUGAUGGAUGAGAAUAGAUGGAGGGGUUUCACGCAUAGUAAUGCGAAGAUUAGCAAGAAGGUUGGGGGUGAGUUUAGUAUUUUCGAUGGGUCUGUGACUGGGAGAAAUUUGGAGUUGCAGGAAGGGAAGUUGAUCGUGCAGAAGUGGAGGUUUGGGAGCUGGCAUGAUGGGAUUCAAUCCACGGUGAGGAUUGUGUUUGAGGAGCCUGAAAGUGGAGUCACAGUUGUUAAGCUCACGCAUAGUGAUGUGCCUGAAGAAGACAGAUAUGGGAAUGCAACUGUGGUGGAGAACACAGAGAGGGGAUGGCGGGAUCUCAUUUUCCAAAGGAUAAGUGCUAUGUUUAGUUUUGGAAUUUGA
Sphenostylis stenocarpa is the source of this 1053-nucleotide messenger RNA. The record is from the annotation of a GenBank genome assembly. NCBI's taxonomy places the organism in Eukaryota, Viridiplantae, Streptophyta, Magnoliopsida, Fabales, Fabaceae.